Molecule: messenger RNA, 1561 nt
Organism: Striga asiatica
Lineage: Eukaryota; Viridiplantae; Streptophyta; Magnoliopsida; Lamiales; Orobanchaceae
Source: the annotation of a GenBank genome assembly
AAAAAAAAAAAAAAUAGGAACGAUGGGCUGCCUAACGCUUGCUUCAGGAGGAUGGGUAGCAAACCUGAUCGUGUAUUUGAUUCAAGAGUUCAACUUUAAGAGCAUAAGUGCCGCUAAAGUUUACAACUUUGUCAACGGAAGCAUUACUAUGCUUCCUAUUGUAGGUGCCGUCAUAGCCGACUCCUUCACCGGCUGCUUCUCAGUCAUUUGCUUCUCAUCUCUCAUCUCACUCCUCAAUAUGCAGGGCAUGCUAGUUCUUGUCCUAACAGCAGCAGUUGACCACUUGAGACCCCAAACUUGCAAAAAUGGAUCAAAUUCUUGCCACUACCCCUCUCAACUCCAGCUGGCAGUUCUGUAUCUUGGGCUUGCUCUGGCUUCUCUUGGGAAUGCGGGCACACGCUUCACAAUUGGCCCAAUGGGGGCCCACCAAUUCAAGACCCCCGGCCAGCAAGGGAUUUUCUUUAAUUGGUACAUUUUCACAAUGUACACGGCCACAAUCAUAAGCUCCACGGCCAUUGUUUAUGUUGAGGACAACGUGAGCUGGGUUUGGGGGUUUGGCCUAUGUGCUGCUGCUAAUCUAUUCGGUUUGGUUGUUUUCUUGAUUGGCAAGAGAUUCUACCGCCCUUUUAAAGCUCACGGGAGCCCUUUCAGGGCUCUAGCUCGCGUGCUGGUUGGUGCUGUUAGUAAAAGGGGAAUGGUCCUAUCAGACGAUAGCAAGGAUUAUUAUUGUUGCCACCACCAGGACCCUAAGACUCCCACAAAUUUCUUCAGAUUCUUAAACCGCGCAGCACUCAGAAGCGGCGAAACAAAAGACGGAAUGCAGGCACAGCAAAAAGCUUCAUGUACCGUGAAAGACGUCGAGAAUCUCAAAUCACUUAUCAAAAUCUUCCCCCUUUGGUCCACAGGCCUAUUUCUGUGCACCCCACUCGCCAUCCAGCUCAGCCUCUCCGUCAUCCAGGCCCUCUCCAUGGACCGCCGCCUCGCUGGAUCCCACUUCCGGGUUCCAGCUGGCUCCAUGCCUGUCUUCAUCCUCAUAUCCACCUCACUCUCCAUCCUCGUCAUCGACCGUGCCAAAAUUACCAAAACGCCCCUCACCCUCCUCCGGCGGAUCGGGAUUGGCCACGCUCUCACAGUGGCCAGCAUGGCCAUCUCGGCACUCGUCGAGUCUAAGAGGCUGACAGCUGGCGGGCCCAUCUCUGCCAUGUGGCUCGUCCCACAGCUGGCGGUGGCUGGCCUUGGGGAGGCUUUUCAUUUUCCGGGACAGGUGUCACUUUACUAUAGGGAGUUUCCGGAGGAGCUCAAGAGCACGUCAACUGCGGCUGUUGCCAUGUUUAUCGGGAUUGCGUUUUACGUGAGUAAUGGGAUUAUUGAUUUGUUGCGGAAGCUGACUGUGUGGCUGCCGGACGAUAUAAAUGAAGGGAGGUUGGAUAAUGUGUACUGGGUUUGUUGUGCUGUGGGGGGAUUGAAUUUGGGUUGCUAUAUUGUCUGUGCCAUGUUGUAUAAGUAUCAAAACGUUGAAGAAUCUGAUGAUGGUUGUGGGGAAAGUUGAUGAUGAAUACAU